GCAUCGAGAGGAGCAUCGAGAGAAGCGGAUCAUCCUGAGAUAUAAAAGGAUUGACCGAUGCGAUGGACAUAUCGACUCGCGUUCAGCUAUACCGUUAAUCGUGACACGCGCGAAUACCGAGAAACAAUGACGAAGACCGAGGAUCAGUUUGAUGGAAUGUUGUUGGCAUUGGCUCAGCAACACGAGGGUGGUGUGCAGGACCUGCUGGAUACCAUCUUCAGUUUCCUCGCGAGAAAGACAGAUUUUUAUACCGGCGGUGGCGAAGGGGCAGCUGAAAAGCUUGUCAUGAGCAAAUUCAAGAAACAUGAAGCCGGUGCUCUCGCCAAAGCUGCCUCGGAUAAAGCAGAAAGAGCGGAGCAGGAGAGAAGGCGUAAGGAGAGACUCGAGAAGAAGAAGAAAGAGGAGCAAGUGGAGGAAGAGAAAAUAGAUAACGAUUCUAGAAUAGUUGAAUUAACUGAUGAACAGGCUGUUAAACUACAAGAAGAAAUAGACAGCAAGAAAUUGGCAAGUGAUGCCGCUGUCGCAGGAUCUAGCAGCGAUCGCAGUGACAGCACUAAGAGUGACGAACGUGAAAGUACCGAUUCUAAGGAUGGCAACGCAUCCGACGAGGAAGAAGACGAAAAGGAGAAAAAUAAACUUAAGCCCAACAGCGGUAAUGGUGCAGACAUGCCGACUUAUCGAUGGACGCAGACUCUUGGAGAAGUGGAGAUUAAAGUUCCGCUAAAGAUCAACUUUUCGGCCAGGCCGAGAGACGUGGUCGUGUCGAUCGCGAAGAAACACCUGAGCUGCGGACUGAAAGGCCAUCCGCCAAUUCUCGCUGGGGAUUUCCCGCACGAGGUCAAGCUCGAGGAGUCCACUUGGGUAAUUGAGGACGGAAAAGUAUUGCAUAUCAGUGUGGAAAAGGUAAAUAAGAUGCAAUGGUGGGCACAUGUUAUAACGAGUGAACCAGAAAUUAGUACGAAGAAAGUGAACCCCGAACCUAGUAAACUCUCUGACCUCGAUGGAGAGACAAGGGGCCUCGUGGAGAAGAUGAUGUAUGAUCAGAGGCAGAAGGAAUUAGGACUUCCGACGUCCGACGAACAAAAGAAGCAGGACGUUAUCAAAAAGUUUAUGGAACAACAUCCCGAGAUGGACUUCUCGAAGUGUAAAUUCAAUUAAGAUGAUUCGAUAACGCAUUUAAUGAUAUUCUAAAAAGAUAUUUACUCCAUAUUUCUCGAUUAAAGGAUUACAGUACUUUGUAUUAUUUAUUAAACGUAAAAUUCCGAAAGAGUUAUAUUGUUUUAAAAUUGUGUUCAUCCGAAAGGCAGCUUUAAUGCCGCAAUCAACAAUUUCUACUAAUUUAUCGCCCUGCCACGACGAAUAAUAAAAACAAAACUUUUUUCUUUCAUUUCUUCUAUGUCAGUAAUUAUAAUAAUAUCACCGAAGGCGGAUUAAUUUUUAAAUUUCAUGAAUCCAUUCUCCACACUAGUUGUCAUACUAUAUUCAAGUUUCAAUCCGUGUUUUCUUCCAUCUACUACAAUUCUAUGACAUAAAUCAUAGAACUAAAAGUGGAAGAGCAGAACAAGCUACAGAAGAAAAUUUACAUAUAUCCACAAAUGUACAGACGUAGACAGUUUAUUAAUAUACUGUUUUUUAAUUAAUCUAAUGUGGAUUUUUUGAUCCACACUAUGUGGAGCAGAAGAUUUCGGAUGAUUAAUAUUAUUUAUUAAUAAAAUGUCUGCGUUUGUACAAUGUAUGGAUAUAUUUGAACAUGAAUUUUCUUCUUCAGUUUGCUCUGUUGUUCCAUUUUUAGUUCUAUGAUUUAUAAUGCCGUAGUACAUGUAAUCUUAUAAACAUAUAAUAUUGACAAAUUACGAGGAGUAAAUAUCUUUUUCUGGUACUAUACAUACUUGAUAUUUUGAAAUACAUCUCGCUUUUGAUUAUCAUAAUGCAAUGUUCGAUCUUCUACGCUCGACGUUUCCAUUCGUUGAAAAGGAAAGGAAGUCGAUAGGAUUGCAAAGAUGGCAGCACAAUGUUAGCGUAUGGUGUCUCAUACAGAGUUCUGCUAAUGCGAUCGAAAUGUUUUCUGAUUAUUCUACAUUUUUAUCGCUGUUUUUUUUUUUACAUUUUCCUUACUUUGAAAGUAAACACAAAAGAUGCAUUGCACAGUUGUAAAUGUUUCAUUUUUCUAUUGCGCUGUUCUUAUCUGUCGAGCUUAUUGGAAAGAAGAUAGAGUAGAAUUGUGAUGAAAGAUGCAACUUUGAAAAUAAAAAUCGUAUAACUGUU
Wasmannia auropunctata (little fire ant) is the source of this 2265-nucleotide messenger RNA. RefSeq names its product nuclear migration protein nudC (gene nudC). NCBI's taxonomy places the organism in Eukaryota, Metazoa, Arthropoda, Insecta, Hymenoptera, Formicidae. The coding region runs from base 58 to 1158 and encodes 366 amino acids. Gene Ontology annotation, biological process: protein folding. The transcript is spliced from 9 exons. The record is from RefSeq and is a predicted model, not a curated record. Gene Ontology annotation, cellular component: cytoplasm.